AUGCAGAUCCCACUUGUGAUGGCUGUGGUGGCGUGGGCGGUGGCCUGGUGCCUCCGAAUAGACGCCGCCGGCGCUGCCAGCAAUUGGGGGGCGCUGCUGGCCCAGGAAAUGGCGCCGCCGGCGCUACAAGAGACCUCGGGCAUCCUUCCGCUCUCCGGCCGCUCCCUUGGCGAUUGUGAUGUGGCUAAUUUGCUUGUCGUCAGCGAUAUUGACGGCAAUUUGCACGGGAUCGACCGCCAGCACGGAUUUAUUCGCUGGACGUUGCCGAUCGAAGAGCCCCUCGUGCAAAUCCGCACCGCCGACAGUAACCAGACCAAAGAGCUGAUUUUGUGGUUUGUCGAACCGUACCAGGACGGUCUGUUGUACUAUUUUACGCCCAAAUUUGGCCUCAACAAGAUCCCGACGCUGAUCCGUGAAUUAGUGAUGGCUCUGCCGUUCUCGCUUCGAGAUGAUAAUAAAAUCUAUACCGGGCUGAGAACGACGCUGUUGUACGAGGUGAACGUCCACACGGGCCACACACGACCGCUCCUUGGCGACUCGGAACAGUGUCCCAUCCCCCGUACCCACCACCCGAUAGAACUCGAGCUGGGGCUGGCCCAAGACACGUUCCUCAUUGGCAAAACCACAUUCGAACUCACCAUCGCCGACAAGCACAACUCGGAAAUGGUGUGGAACGUCACCUACUCCCAGUGGGGUCCUAACAAUAUCGACAACGACCUCAUCCUCCAGAACCGUAAACUGGCGGAUAACUCUUACUUUUACCCUUUUUACGACAAAGUGCUCUUAGCCUACAAUAACCGGGAAAAGUGGGGGUGCAAGUUGCCAGGCAUCGCUGUGUCUAUCUUCGAUAUUUUCCACAAUGCUAACACUGGCGAGUACGUGAUGCUCCCUCAUCCACUGCCCCAGAUUGACGACGAUAACUACGCUCGUGAUAAAGUGUUUUUGACGAAAACCGCAAACAACAUGGAGUGGAUCGCCAUGCUGUACGGCAACUACCCGCUGCUCAUCAAAACCGCCGAAUAUGCUCCGUACACCCUUGACCUCUUGAAGAUGAACCAAGGUUACCCAUUUGACCGCGAGCGCCUCUUCAACUUCAACCUCAGCAACCUGAGCAACGCUGACGUCGAAGCAUACGUUCUGGGGCUCCAUGAGUGUCAUUUACUCACCGCAGCCACGAACUAUCAGCCUCAGCAGAGGUUUGGCUCGCGGGCUCAACCGGUGGCCGCUAUCGGCGAUGGACGCGACACCACCACUACCACUGACACUCCCAACAUUAUCGGUGGCGGCAUUAAGUUCUCAUCGGAGGACGACUCGAUGCUGGGAUGGGGGGUGCCUGAUGCUCGCGUAACUGAGGAAGUGACCGCGGCGGUGGACCCUAUUGAGACUCUGGAGCCCAUUCGUCGUAUCUUCGGACUGCUGAUCCUCAAACGUGUGAUUGAGGAUGUGGUGGUGUUGCUCAUUUUGUUUGUACUCAUAAUGACGUUCGGCAAAUCGUCGAAGUUGUUCCGCCUGGUGCGGCGAGCGAUCGACGAUAAGAGCGAUUAUGGCUACGUGGUCGAGUAUGAAGAACAUACCCCGCUUAUGGAUGGAGUGGCCCAGUUUGACCAAGAGGCACAAAACGACAUUGCAGUGCUCACAAAUGAGACUUCCGAGAAAGGGUUCUUGUCGGAAGAAAAGAUCACGAAAAAAGAGUCAGUGAAAAUAGAUCCAAAGGUCACAGCUGUCUCCGAAAAUAAUACCAUUGAAGUGAUUGAAUUGGAGGCUGCGGAUGAAGCAGAUGCCCCCAAGAAAAAACGCAAGCGUGGAAGUCGUGGGGGUAAACGUGGUGGCCGUCGCAUCAACAAAAAUAACGGUGGCGAUGAUGAAGAAGCCUUCCUCGAAAUAGAGGAAACCACCACCGCGAUGCAAGCAACCAAGAGUCUUCCCAUUGAAAACAACUUAGUCAUUAGUGACAAGAUCUUGGGCUACGGUAGUCAUGGUACCGUGGUUUACCAGGGGAUGUUUGAAAACCGCCCGGUAGCGGUGAAACGAAUGCUUUUAGAUUUCUACGACGUUGCCAGUCAUGAAGUACGCCUUUUGCAAGAAAGUGACGAUCACGAAAAUGUUGUUCGCUACUACUGCUCGCAAACACUGAGUCUGGAGAAGUUCCUCUACAUUGCUCUCGAGCUUUGCAUGUGUCUGCUUGAGGACAUUGUUGAGAAACCCAACAAACGGCGAGCAGUGCUCAGCAAUGUCAACCUUACGUUGUUCGAAUUGGCGCUGGGUCUCCACCAUCUUCACCAGCUCAAGAUCGUCCAUCGAGACAUCAAGCCUCAGAAUAUUCUUGUGAGUGAUCGCAAAAAGGCGCUUCCCGACGAACCGCCGGUGAGAUUGCUUAUUUCUGACUUUGGUCUUUGUAAAAAGCUUGACGCCGACCAGCUGUCAUUCCGAGCCACCACUCAGCAUGCGGCUCUGGGAACGUCCGGCUGGCGUGCCCCUGAAUUGUUGCUCAACCACGAUCUCAGUGAAAUCUCCCCUGAUACCAUUUCCAGCGUCAACUCGCUGACGGCGUUGGAACUGUUGGAACAUGCGGACCUGGUGCCCGCAAAGGGAAAGCGUCUCACAAAGGCCAUCGACAUCUUUGCCCUUGGCUGUGUUUACUACUACAUUUUGACUGGUGGAUCUCACCCUUAUGGCGACCGCUACAUGCGUGAAGCCAACAUCGUCAAUGGCCGCUACGAUGUCAGCCGCCUUGCCAUCACUUGCCCACGUGAUCGUUUCGAAGCUGAAGAUUUGAUAUGCCUGAUGAUUCAUCAUGACUUCCGCCACCGGCCUACGACCACUGCCAUCUUGGCUCACCCUCUAUUCUGGCUGUGUGAUCGUCGUCUUCAAUUUUUGUUGGCGGUCAGUGACCGAUUUGAUUUGGAACGGCGUGAUCCGCCUUCCGAACUUCUUCAGCAAUUGGAAUCUCAUGCUUCAGCAGUUAUUGGCACCGGAUGGCACGCCAAAUUCGAUCUGGCGUUUUUAGAUCACUUGGGCAAGCACCGCAAGUAUCUCAAUGAGCGCCUUCUGGACUUGUUGCGUGCUAUCCGUAACAAGUACCAUCAUUUUGCCGACAUGCCGGUACAGCUUCAGCGUCAGAUGACGAAACCUGACAAGUUCUACAACUACUUUUUGGAAAAGUUCCCCAACUUGCUCAUGGAAGUGUACGGCGCAGUGGCUUCGGCAAAGUUAGAGUCAGGAGCACGUCUUCGCGACGAAGAUGUGUUUGUCGAGUACUUUUCUCCGCUCUGA
Diutina rugosa is the source of this 3273-nucleotide messenger RNA. It is a transcript of the gene IRE1, whose product is annotated as bifunctional endoribonuclease/protein kinase. Gene Ontology annotation, molecular function: RNA endonuclease activity; ATP binding; protein serine/threonine kinase activity. Bases 1 to 3273 code for a protein of 1090 amino acids. Gene Ontology annotation, biological process: protein phosphorylation; mRNA processing; IRE1-mediated unfolded protein response. NCBI's taxonomy places the organism in Eukaryota, Fungi, Ascomycota, Pichiomycetes, Serinales, Debaryomycetaceae. The record is from RefSeq and is a predicted model, not a curated record. The transcript has a single exon. Gene Ontology annotation, cellular component: IRE1-TRAF2-ASK1 complex.